This is a messenger RNA of Anopheles merus, 1232 nucleotides long. RefSeq names its product serine palmitoyltransferase small subunit A-like. NCBI's taxonomy places the organism in Eukaryota, Metazoa, Arthropoda, Insecta, Diptera, Culicidae. The transcript has 2 exons. Gene Ontology annotation, molecular function: serine C-palmitoyltransferase activity. Bases 613 to 873 code for a protein of 86 amino acids. Gene Ontology annotation, cellular component: serine palmitoyltransferase complex. The record is from RefSeq and is a predicted model, not a curated record. Gene Ontology annotation, biological process: ceramide biosynthetic process.
UAUUGUUGUUGUUGCCGAAGGUGUUGUUUUGAUCGGUAUCAGCGCGGAGGAAAGGAAAAUAAAUAAAAUCUUUGGUAUACAUUCCUGUGCUGUAUCGUGCGAAAUUAUUCCACGCUUUUGUACGCUCUUAUGUGAAUCUAGUAAAAUAUUUACAAUUUUUUGUGAUUUUGUGCGUUAAUAGAAAUUUUAUUGGACAAAAAUGUCCCCAAUUGCGGAAUUCCCUCAGUUUAGAUAAGAGGGCGUACGCAGUGUGUUCCCCCCGACGAGUUUCCCCUAAAAAUGCUAACCUAAUUGAAUGCGGUCAAAAGUUAGCGCUGAGUAAGUCUGUUAUCAAUAGCUACGCAAUCUCAAUACAUUGGAUAUCGGAAAGUCACCCCCGAAAACUAAAGACACCUGCGAAAAAGAGGCAACCGACAACAUCUACGGCCAAUUGGUGUACGCUUGGUAUUGAUAAGGGAGUAGUCCCUCGGCUGAUUACGAAAUAAUAUUACUCAGUACAGCCCAGCGGAAAGCCUAAUCGUGGCGAUUGUGAUUCACGGCAGUUUACGUUCAGAUAUUCAACCAUAGUGUUGACGCUGAGUCAAAUCGUGCACGGUGAACACUGCAGCAACAAUGUUUCGUAAAAUAUGGAAAUCCAUUUCCUCCGUUUAUCUGCUGUACGAACUCAACACCUGCAUAUACAUGCUGGAUCCUUGGGAAAAGCGCUUUGUCAAUGCGUUCAUAUUUGCCAUUUUAGGGCUGCUGAUCUUCUCGAGCUACACGUUCCUGCCGGGAUACACGCGGAAAUUGGUUAACGCAUUCCUUCCUGCCCAUUCCGCCCUGUCCGAUCUCGACAUGGACCAUCAGCGAUCAAUGGAGUUCAACAUACACUGACGAUAGAGGGGAUGCGAUGCUAUCGGAGGACCUUUUGUGAUACUGCAAAUCAAGGGCCAAUGGAGGGAACAUUGCACGCACCGACGAACCUUGCCAAUGUGCAGAGCACAAACAAUCGGAGCACCGCUAACUAGACUAGCUUAACUCUAAUGUUACAAACAAAUUCGAUACAAUUGUAGUCAGAAGCUGUGUUAAUUUUGGUUUGAACGCCCUUGCUUUCGAUUGCUUUUGAGCGUUAGUUAGAAAUAGUGAUGCAAAAUCUUCUAUCAACGGUCUAGGACGAAUCGCAAGUAAAUUAUGAGUAAGGAAAUAGCUUUAAAAAAACCUACAUCUGAAAAAAAAAUAAACGCAUUAAAAUU